AUGAACAGCGAUGUCAAGCGACGGAUCUCGUUCUCGGCCGACUCAGUGCUGACUGCCGUGGUACAAGAUGCAGACACCAGCGAGCUUGUGCGCAUACUGGACAACCACGGAGACGAGAUCCGGGUCAACCAGGUCAACCAUGUGGGAUUGACAGCCUUGCAUCACGGCGUCCUUAGCAACAACUUGGACGCUGUGAAGCUGUUGCUGUGCAACGGUGCUGACGUCAACGUGCAAGACAUUCACGGCUUCUCGCCGUUGCACACCGCGGCGGCCUGCGGGUUUACCCAGAUUGCCAGUCUGUUGGUGCUGUACGGUGCAGACGUCUUCUCUCUGACCACCCAGAAAGAGAUGCCCAUUGACGUGGCCAAGGACAUUGGGGUCAUCCGCCUCCUGUCGGAGGAGAUGCGGAGACACCACCAUCAGGAGCUGUUCCUCACCGCAUUCAUGUGUAGAAAAGCCCAGGAUGCCUGGACGAUCCUCAGACAGCAGACGUUGCGACUUGUGGAUGAGUUUAUGCAAAUGUUGAUUCAGAUGUGGAAAAGACACCGGACAAAACAGAAUUUGAAAAUGGAGUAG
This is a messenger RNA of Candidula unifasciata, 576 nucleotides long. Lineage: Eukaryota; Metazoa; Mollusca; Gastropoda; Stylommatophora; Geomitridae. The record is from the annotation of a GenBank genome assembly.